AUGCCCUCCAGCAGUCCCAAUGAUACCAACUUUUCUGGCUUGAAGCCUGACGAAUCUAAGGCUCUGUCUGAGCGCUCUGCGGAACCUCAUGAGGAAUCUAUCAUCAAAUCGCUGAAGGAGCUCUACACUUGCAAACCUCAAUCGAGCACCUAUGACAUCUACACCAAGGACGCUAUCUUCCAUGACCCCAUUGGCUACGCUGAAGGCGUUGAGACCAUCCGUGCUCAGUUUGAUGCUCUCCCGAAGCUGUUCCCGCGCGCCGAUAUCGAGAAGUUCCGUAUCCUUCAGAACCCACCUUCGCUCCCUAAGUCAUUCCUUCUCAUCGACCAGGACGUGGCGUACUACCGCAAGCCGGAUAGCUCGCCCACCAAGACCGUCAACUCCCUUCUCACCCUCAAGCUCGACCAGUCCAACAAGGUGACGCAUCACCAGGAGGAGUGGGAUCAUAAGCGGGAGACCACGUCCGACGAUGGGUUUUUCGGGAUGCUCAACGAGGAGCGAAAGAAGAUUACUGCCAACAUUACCGCGAAGUUCAUGGGAAAGUGA
This is a messenger RNA of Stereum hirsutum FP-91666 SS1, 546 nucleotides long. RefSeq lists its product as uncharacterized. The transcript has 4 exons. The record is from RefSeq and is a predicted model, not a curated record. Lineage: Eukaryota; Fungi; Basidiomycota; Agaricomycetes; Russulales; Stereaceae. Bases 1 to 546 code for a protein of 181 amino acids.